CACACACACACACACACACACACACACACACACACACAGUAACCCAGAACGUGCCUUACUGACCUCACCUGACGGUGUGGGCGUGGCCUAACGGUCGCACCUGGGACUGUUUGUAUUAGCCGUCCAGAUGCUGAUGCUGAUGAUGAAGAGUAGAGUCUAAUAAAUUAAUAAAGCCUUACAGACUGAUGUUUGUGUGGUCCCUCUGUGUUUGCUGUCUCUCUGUGGGGUAUGACGUCACACACAGUGCAUGCUGGGAUACUGGGUCAGGCUGACAGAUGGAGAGAAAACAGCCAAAUCAGAGAAAGGAGAAUAUCUAAUCCUUAAUCCAGCGAGCCCCUCCCCCUGCACACACACACACACACAUUCCUGGAAACAAACACAGGAUUAGGAUUAACUGAUGAUCUUUAAAUCGGUCAAAAUUUGAAUGGACUUUGGUUCACAGCUUGCUCCUCUCCUCUAAAGCUGACCUUUGACCUGCAGCUCAGCAGUCAGCUCCUCCUCCCUGUGAGGCUGCUGGCCCUUUAAGAGAGGAAGAGCACAGGAUGAGCCCCCCCCUCACACACACACACACACACACCCUCCUCCUCCUCAGCCGCACAUUGUUCUGUGGCUCCGGGAGAAGCCACUUCCUCCUCCUGCUGCUGCUGCUGCUGCUCAGCCCGCUGCAAACGGACAGACAGACAGUUUCAGUGCCUCCGACGGAGGGACGGCGUCUGUCUGUGUGUCCGACGGGAUCAGCCGAGGGGGGCGGACACGCGAGCACAGACAAAGACUCGCAGACAGACGAACAGACUGGACGAAUGGACUGACAGGAUGCGGCACCGCUGGACCCUCGGGCUCGCCCCCAGGUAGCCCAGCACUGAGGUGAGGUGUGACUGUUGGUUACCAUGGUGCCCAGGCCAUCGUCAGGGGAACUAUGGGGGCUCCACCUGAUGCCCCCCCGGAUCCUGGUGGACUGCUGCCUGCCUAACGGUAUGAUGGUUAGCCUGGAGUGUCUGAGGGAAACUCCUCUCAUCAGUAUCAAGCAGCAGCUCUUCUCCGAGGCCAGGAAGUACCCCCUGUACCACCUGCUGCAGGAGGAGUCGUGCUACAUCUUUGUGGGCGUGACCCAGGAGGCUGAGAGGGAGGAGUUUUAUGAUGAGACGAGGCGGCUGUGCGACCUGCGCCUGUUCCACCCCAUCCUUAAGGUCAUCGAGCCCCUCGGCAACCGUGAGGAGAAAAUCCUGAACCGUGAGAUCGGUUUCGCCAUCGGGAUGCCGGUCUGCGAGUUUGAGAUGAUGAAGGACCCGGAGGUCCAGGACUUCCGCCGUUCCAUACUGAGCGUGUGCAGAGAGGCCAUGGAGGAACGGGAAGGAGGGGGGGCCCACAGCCAGGCGCUCUACGUUUACCCCCCCAACGUGGAGUCCAGUCCCCAGCUGCCCCAGCACAUCUAUAGCAAGCUGGACAAAGGGCGCCUGAUUGUGACCAUCUGGGUGAUCGUGUCUCCAUCAAACUCCAAACAGAAGUACACCUUGAAGGUUAGUCACGACAGUUUACCUGAGCAGCUGAUCGCCGAGUCCAUCAGGAAGAAAAGCCGAUCGAUGCACCUUUCACCUCAGCAGCUCCGCCUCUGCGUUCAGGAGUACCAGGGCCAGUACAUCCUUAAGGUGUGUGGCUGCGAUGAGUACCUGCUGGAGAAGUUUCCUCUCAGUCAGUAUAAGUACAUCCGCUCCUGCAUCAUCGUGGGACGUCUUCCUCACCUGAUGCUCGUGUCCAAAGACAGCCUCUACUCUCAGCUUCCCGCCUCAGGCUUCGUCACGCCUUCCUACAGCCGUCGGACUCCUCAGCCGUCUCCCUGUCCAGGAGGAGGCGACGGUUCUCCUCCUCGCUCCUUGUGGGCCUUCAACACUCUGCUGAGAGUCCGGCUGCUCUGCGCCACGUACGUGAACGUGAACAUCAGAGACAUCGAUAAGAUCUAUGUGAGGACAGGGAUCUAUCACGGAGGAGAGCCGCUCUGUGACAACGUCAACACCCAGAGAGUGCCCUGCUCCAACCCCAGGUGGAAUGAGUGGCUGACCUAUGACAUCUACCUGGCUGACCUCCCUCGUUCAGCCAGACUCUGCCUGUCUAUCUGCUCUGUGAAGGGAAGGAAAGGAGCUAAGGAGGAGCACUGCCCUCUGGCCUGGGGGAAUGUAAACCUGUUUGACUACAAGGACAUCCUGGUCUGUGGUAAGGUGGCUCUCAGCCUGUGGCCUGUUCCCCAUGGCCUAGAGGACCUGCUCAACCCCAUUGGAGUCGCGGGUUCAAAUCCCAACAAGGAGACCCCCUGCGUGGAGCUGGAGUUCUCCUGGUUCAAUCAGAUCGUUGUUUUUCCUGACGAGCAGCAGAUUGAAGAGCACGCCAACUGGACCAUCAGCAGAGAGCUGGGCUACAACUACUGCCACGGCCUGAGCAGCCGUUUGGCCUGUGACAGCAGUGUUUCACCAGGCGAUGCCGAGCAGCUUCGCUCUCUCUGCUCCAGAGAUCCGCUGUACGAGCUCUCGGAGCAGGAGAAGGACUUCCUCUGGAGACACAGACAUUACUGUGUAAACAUCCCAGAGUCUCUCCCUAAGCUGCUUCUUUCUGUCAAAUGGAACUCCAGAGACGAAGUUUCUCAGAUGUACUGUCUGUUGAAGGAGUGGCCUCUGAUGGAGCCCGAGUCGGCUCUCGAGUUGUUGGACUGUAACUUUCCCGACCCGAUGGUCCGAGAGUUUGCGCUGCGCUGCCUCGUGCAGGGCCUGACGGAUGACAAGCUGUCGCAGUACCUGUUGCAACUUGUACAGGUGUUGAAGUAUGAGAUGUACCUGGACAAUCCUCUGGCCCGUUUCCUGAUAAAGAAAGCUCUGACCAAUCAGAGGAUAGGGCACUUCUUCUUCUGGCACCUGAAGUCAGAGAUGCACAACAAGACGGUUUCCCGACGCUUCGGUCUGCUGCUGGAAGCUUUCUGCAGAGCCUGCGGGAUGUACCUGAAGCACCUGAACAGACAGGUAGAGGCCAUGGAUAAACUGGUGAAUCUGACCGACACACUGAAGCAGGAGAAGAAGGACGAGACUCAGAAAACUCAGAUGAAGUUUCUGGUUGAGCACAUGUCUCGUCCAGAUUACAUGGAAGCUCUGCAGGGAUUCGUCUCUCCACUGAAUCCAGUUCACCAGCUGGGAAAUCUCAGGCUGGAGGAGUGCAGGAUCAUGUCCUCGGCAAAGCGCCCCCUGUGGCUGAACUGGGAAAACCCUGACAUCAUGUCCGAGCUUCUCUUCACCAACAACGAGAUCAUCUUCAAGAACGGAGAUGACCUGCGUCAGGAUAUGCUAACGUUGCAGAUUAUUAAAAUCAUGGAGAACAUCUGGCAGAACCAGGGUCUGGACCUGCGCAUGUUGCCCUAUGGAUGCCUCUCCAUCGGUGACUGCGUGGGUCUGAUCGAGGUUGUGAAGAACAGCUUCACCAUCAUGCAGAUUCAGUGCAAGGGAGGCCUGAAGGGGGCGCUGCAGUUCAACUCCAACACGCUGCAUCACUGGAUCAAAGACAAGAACCGCGGCGAAGCGUACGAUCGGGCCAUCGACCUGUUCACGCGCUCAUGUGCUGGUUACUGCGUUGCCACGUUCAUCCUGGGAAUCGGAGACCGCCACAACUCCAACAUUAUGGUGAAAGAGAAUGGACAGCUGUUCCACAUUGACUUUGGUCACUUCCUGGAUCACAAGAAGAAGAAAUUUGGCUACAAGAGGGAGCGUGUACCCUUUGUCCUUACUCAGGACUUCCUCAUCGUCAUUAGUAAAGGCAUCCAGGAGUCCACCAAGACCAAGGAGUUCGAGAGGUUCCAGGAGAUGUGCUACAAAGCAUACCUCGCCAUCCGUCAGCACGCCAGCCUCUUCAUCAAUCUCUUCUCCCUUAUGCUGGGUUGCGGGAUGCCUGAACUGCAGAGCUUUGAUGACAUUGCCUACCUGAGGAAAACCCUGGCCCUGGAGAAGAGCCAGCAGGAGGCACUGGAGUACUUCACCAAGCAGAUGAACGACGCUCACCACGGCGGCUGGAGCACGAAGAUGGACUGGAUCUUUCACACCAUAAGACACAUGCCCAAUGAGCACUGACACACACCCACCCACACUGGUGUGUUUGUUUACUGCACUACUGUGAUGAUUAUGAUACUAAUGAUGAUGAUGAUGAUGAUGAUGACAGACUCGUCAUCUGAUGUCAUAGAUUUUCUUUAGAGGUUUUUUGUCCUUGUGUCUUUUGGACGGUUGUCAUAGAAAUAUGAAUCUCAGGGUCAAAGGUCAGAGGGGUUUUGAUGAUGCCAAAGGCAGGCUGGGAAAAAAUGACGAUGCUGAUGAUGAAGGUGACGUCACAAAAGUCUUCCAAUCGGUGCUACUGUUAGCUUGUUAGCUGCUGUACUUAUCAAAAACAGUCAAACUUUAUUGAGUGAAAUUUUAUUGACAAGCAGCUGUAACUUUAUAAAAUGUUAUUUUUGAGUGACAUAACUUUAUUGAAACCAGCAAAGUGAACACUGCGGUCACUGUGAGAGCAAUAAAACUUCCAAUAACCAAUUAAUAUUUAGAUUAUGACAAUCAGGAGUUCUAACCAGUAGGAAGGCAGAGCUGCCCAGCUGUGGGCGGAGUCAUUGUGAUGAUGCAGUCUAGAGACUGAAGUUACCUUCAGAGUUUAUUGGAAGUAUCUUUUGGAGUAUUUUGUUGAUUUGAACCUACUUAAACAGAUUUUUACGAUCAGCAUAUCAUCCUCGUUAAUCAGGGAUCAAAGUACUCGACAAUCUGAACCAAUCAGCUGCUGCCGUUAGCCCUUAGCUAGUCUACUUAGCAUUGUUAGCUGUUGGCUCAUGAGUCAUGCUGAGAUAGUUAGCAUUAGCCUGUUAGCUAUUAGAUAGCUGAGUUGUUGCACUGGAUAAAGGAACUGUGGGUAGGUUUAGUUACCAUAGUGAAAACCCCGUCCCUCUAAUCUCAUUGGCUGCCAGUUCCUAGGGCGGGGCUACAUUCAAAUAGUUUUAUGUGAAGGUUUUUUCCUGUUCAGGUGAGAGAUCAAAGCCCCGCCCCCUGCUGCAUGCUAAUCAUUCAUUGCUGACAUCAUCGACUGUGAUGGUUACUAUAGUGACUGAUAACACACGGGGAGAUGUGAUGUGUUUGUUUCCAUGUGAUCAGUAUUGAUUGUUUUCUGAUGUAUUAAUGAUUUUUAACUAAUUGGUUUCUUCAUGUAUUGAUUUGUGAUGUUAUUGAUUCUUCUUGACCCUCUGACAUAGGAGAGCAGGUCACCUGAAGGGCGGAGCCUGAUGUUAUAACACCAUGCCCAGGUGUUAAAGCACUUAUUGAUCAGUGUUAUUAUGGAUUAUUGUUGUUUCAAAAUAAAAGUUUAACUGGU
This is a messenger RNA of Pundamilia nyererei, 5376 nucleotides long. RefSeq names its product phosphatidylinositol 4,5-bisphosphate 3-kinase catalytic subunit alpha isoform-like. The record is from RefSeq and is a predicted model, not a curated record. Lineage: Eukaryota; Metazoa; Chordata; Actinopteri; Cichliformes; Cichlidae. Gene Ontology annotation, molecular function: 1-phosphatidylinositol-4-phosphate 3-kinase activity; 1-phosphatidylinositol-3-kinase activity. Gene Ontology annotation, cellular component: phosphatidylinositol 3-kinase complex, class IB; cytoplasm; phosphatidylinositol 3-kinase complex, class IA. The coding region runs from base 888 to 4100 and encodes 1070 amino acids. The transcript is spliced from 28 exons. Gene Ontology annotation, biological process: phosphatidylinositol 3-kinase/protein kinase B signal transduction; phosphatidylinositol-3-phosphate biosynthetic process; phosphatidylinositol-mediated signaling.